Messenger RNA from Erpetoichthys calabaricus (reedfish), 2346 nucleotides. RefSeq names its product olfactomedin-like 1 (gene olfml1). Bases 183 to 1373 code for a protein of 396 amino acids. Gene Ontology annotation, biological process: signal transduction. NCBI's taxonomy places the organism in Eukaryota, Metazoa, Chordata, Cladistia, Polypteriformes, Polypteridae. The record is from RefSeq and is a predicted model, not a curated record. The transcript has 3 exons.
UUUGCAUAGUAAACAUUAAACUGUUCUGCAGACUGAGCAGCAAGCUUCAGGAAAGUUUAAGUGUUAUUAGAGUCCAUUUUCUAACAGAAAAUUUACCUUGUAAAAGUUAUUUGAACAGUCUGCUCCUCUGUUACAGGAUUUUUUCAAGUAAAUCUCUUCUUUAAUACUGUGUUUUAAUAAAUAUGAUCAGUUGUUGUUUGAGAGUCUUAGGAAUUUUCAUCUUAACACAAGCAUGUGGAAGAGCCCAGCGUCUAACACAGGAUAUCCUAAUGAUGCAAUACCUUGAGCAAAGACUAGCGCAACUAGAAGAUAGAUUAACAAAAUGCCAUGAAGAGUCUUCCAAAUAUGCCCAAGAGUUAUAUGACUUUUCUACAGAAACAAGGAGUAGGUUGGAUAGUUUAAACACAUAUAAAUCUGAACUCAAGAAUCAAGUAGACAAUGUGGUGACAAGGGUGGAGAAGAUUGAGCGGGAUGUUGACUACCUUGAGGCCCAAACGCCACAGCAGCCUUGUAUAGAAGUGGAUGAAAAUCUUUUGAAAGAACAGGUUCGGGAAGCAGAAAGCAAGAAAAAGGCAAAACUCAAACCAAUCCCAGAUUGUGAUGGAAUGUUAACAAGCAUCAAAUCCCUCAAAAUUGUUAAGAAAAGUGGAGACACUCAAGGUUCAUGGAUGAAGGACCCUGCCAAAGAUUCUCCAAAAAUAUAUUUUUUAAGUGGAUCCAAAAAUGACAUGUUUAUGGAGUUUUCAAAUAUGAAAGCAUUUACAGAAGGCAAUGCAGCAAAGAACAUAACCCUGCCCUUUCCUUGGCAAGGCACAGGUCAUGUUGUGUAUAAUGGUUUCUUGUAUUUUCACAAGAGUGGAUCUACAAAUGAAAUUAUAAAGUACCACAUUCGCAGCAAGAAUGUGACAGACAGUAUGAUACUACCAAAUGCUGGCCGGGUGCCUGCUUACCAGCUUUCUCCUUACACAUUCAUAGACUUGGCUUUGGAUGAGCAAGGUCUUUGGUCCAUCCACGCAGACCCAGACAUAAAUGGAAAUAUAGUGCUCACUAAGAUAGAUCGUGGAAGUCUAGCUGUAGAGCACAGUUGGGACACUACCUGCAGCAGCAAGGAGGCUGAAGCUGCAUUUUUGAUAUGCGGCACAUUAUUUGUUGCUUACAAUUCUGAAUACGGUGGUCGCUCAAGAAUUCAGUGUAUUUAUGAUGCCCAUGAUAUCGCUACCAGUGAUGAUAUGCCCAUUUUGUAUUUUCCAAAAAGUUACACUAGACAUUCUGUUAUGCACUAUAACUUCAAGGAGAAACAGAUUUAUUCUUGGGAUGAUGGAUACCAGACACUUUACAAAGUGACUACAAAAAAAAAAUCAGAGAGCCCAUGAGGUUAAUCAAAGGUAGUGACCCUGAGAUUUUGGCUGAUAGGCACAUUACACUAAGUUAUCCAUUCACACAUUUGUUUUGCUUUUAGUCUUGUAUUAAACAUUUACCAGCUUAUAAAUAUUCAACAUUCAAAACAAGAUUAUUUAAAAAGUUAUAUACAUGUUUCAUACAUACUGUAUAUGUAAACUCUGUUAUAUCAGGAUACUUCAAUACAGUUGUUUAGAGUACCCGGAAUAUCACAGAAUAAACAAAGGCAUAUUUUGUAAGCGUCCUACAAGUAAUACAAACAUUACAUAUAAACUUUAUAAUGUGUAAUGCAAACUAAUGACUAUUAUGCUGUUUUUCAAAAGGCUGUAAAACUAACUUAUUUACAAUAAAUUUGCCUGUUUGAGUUUUUAAGGAAUAUUUGCUUAAUUGUACAGAAACAAAAUUAUGAAUAUAUUUUACUUAGAUCUAACAAUCAGUACAAAGUCAAAAGAACUCCAAUUACCUUUUCGGGUUGUCUUGAUUACCAAACUUACCAUUACCCUACACUUUCUGAGAGCAAAGAUUCAUUUCAUGCAGUAGUUUUAGAUAAUAAAUCUCAAAAGAGUGACAUGACGAGCUCUGAUCACAAAAAUACACAUUAUACGUAUACUGUACUAUACUGGGUGCUUCAUUGCUAACUGAAGAAUCAUAAUGAUGGAUUCUGAUGAACUAAAGCAAAAUAAACGGUAAUAAUUGUCUGUCAGUUCAUUUGUGUAUACAAUAUGCAUAUAUAUAUAUUUUCCCAUAUCUUCCAGUACAGGUGGAAGUUAGGGCUGGAGCAUACAUUAGUAGAAAAUUUUGAAAAUAAAGAAAAAGGUGUAUUUAGGAAAGCAAGGCUGGCUUUGCUUUUAUGGUUCCUUAGACCUUAUCAAAGGAACAACAUUAUAUUCUGUACUGCAUGCUUUUAACUGACACUGUCAAAUAUAUUAUUAAAAGACUGAAAAACCU